Molecule: messenger RNA, 1875 nt
Organism: Tetrahymena thermophila SB210
Lineage: Eukaryota; Ciliophora; Oligohymenophorea; Hymenostomatida; Tetrahymenidae
Product: cyclic nucleotide-binding domain protein
Exons: 9
Source: RefSeq, a predicted model, not a curated record
AUGGAUAAAAAGUUGAUUGAAAAAAUGAAGUUGGGCAAUAAUGAUGGACUCAACUCUACACUUGACAUUAUCAAAGAAACCUAUAAAAAUUUUUAAUUAGUUGCUCCAAUCUCACCACAUAAAAAGAGAAAAGGAAUUUUAGAUUCUAAAAAUAUGAAGCAGAAAAUAAAUUUAACACUACUGAAUUAACAAAUUGAGCAAAUAACCAUUUUAUUUAUACAGAAAGCUUUUUCUGUUAUAUUUUUGGAUCACCAUUAGAGAGACUAGAUAGAAAAACUCCAAGAAAAUAUUUAGAAGCGCUAGGAAUAAGAGGAGUAGUUUAGAUUAAAGCAGGAAUAGUUAAGUUAGAGAAGAAAUUCUAUAAAUAUGUAAAAAAUUAUUAGACCUUCACAAUUAAUGACCACAAAAGUACAAAAAAGUAUUUUUAAUUAAAAUGGGGAUGCUUCACCUACACCUAACAGCAGAUGUAGCAGUAAUUUCAGUUAAGAAAAUGAAUUAGAUUUAAGCAUAAACAGCGAUAGUGAUAAUGAAAAUAAUACUUAAUAAUAGUAAUAAAUUCCUUAAAUUUAAUAGAAACCAAGCUAAAUGAAAAGAUUUGCUAAUGUAGUUGGUAGAUUUAUAGAUACAAAGAGAAGGAACUCUUGGAGAAAAGAUUUGAUAAGUAAAUUAGGAAUAAAUAAGCAAGUAGAAGAUAAAUUCGAGAGGUUUAUGUCAAAAAAUUUUACUAAGCUGUAAAGAUAAGAUACUGUUUAAAUAAAUGAAAAGAAAACUGAAAGUAAUUAAAAUGAUAAUGAUAGUAAUGAUGAUCUUACACCGAUGACAAGAUCUAGAAAUAUUUCUUUAGAUAGACUGGUUGUAGGAAGAUAAAAUUUAAGAAAUCAUUAUGAAGAAUUUUUAGCUAAAGAAAAUGUUGAUAUAUCUAACUAUGAAGAUGGAUGGACGAAGAAAAGCAGAAAUGAAAAAUUAUUUCUUAAGAAAUCUCUAUAAAAUUUAAAUUUAUUCUAGAAGCACAAAGAUGCUGUUUUUAAAAAUUCAUAAACUAAUGAAAAGCUCUUUGAAUCACUAAAUUAUAAAUUCUAUAAAAGAAAUGAAGUUAUUUUCCAUAUUGGUGAUGAUGGUGACACUUAUUACAUUGUGCUAAGAGGUUCAGUAGUUUUAUUAUUACCAAAAUCAAAUGAAGAUGCUGAAUUGCUUGAAAAAGAAGCAGAAAUUAGACGAAAUAAUAAGAAGUUAAAAAGAUUACUGAAAAACACUAAGUUUUUUAAAAGAGUAUUUGCCUCAAAAAACUUGUUAAAAUAAAAAAAGGAGCUGGAAAAAAAAAUAUAAGUUAGAGAUCAUAUUGUUUAAGCAAGAGAGAGUAGCUUACCAUUAGUUUUUAAUCUUUCUUAAUCUUCAAUUUUAGCUUAAGGGAAUAAUAAUUAAACGGAUAAAGAAUUUAAUCAAGAAAUAUCACAUCAAUAAUCCAAAUAUUCAGAUUAAGACACUGCUAAAAUAGGUUCUUCUAGAAAGAUUUUGUUUCCAUAAUCUACAGAAGAUAGCCAUGAGGAAUUUAGUUAAUUAUUUACUAACUCUAAUAGUAGCAGUAAUUAAUAAAGAAAAUCAAAAAUCGGUGAUGAUAAAGUUUCAUUUUUUGAGUUAGCUAGAUUUUUAAAAGUUUAAGAAUCAGAUUUUAACUAUUAUGUAAAUAAAUAAUUUCCUCUGAUGAAGUAAAUUAGAAUAUUUGGCCCAGGAGAAGCUUUUGGUGAGAUUGCCCUUUUAACAAAAUCAAGAAGAACUGGAACAAUGGUUUGCAAAGAAGACUCUCAUGUUAUGACUCUUAAAAAAGAUGGAUUUGAUAAAAUUAUGGGAUAUUUAAGAUAAUUAGUAGCAAACUGA